CUAUCAAUCUAGAAACACCAGAGGAUGUUUCUUUGGAACUGCAUACUGUGUGCAAUGUCUCUGAGCUUCACUUAAGUGUGAGAAAAAAUUUAAAGCGCCACCAAGAAAAACCAUGGCCUCAGCUACAUUUAUCAAGAAGUUGAGGGAGGAAGCUACCUGCUCCAUCUGCCUGGAGCUGAUGACUGAGCCCGUAAGCAUCAACUGUGGGCAUAGCUACUGCCACCAAUGCAUGGUGGCUUUUACUGGGAACCGAAGCUCUGAUACAUCAUCUCCAGGGAUAUUUCGCUGUCCCCAGUGUCGGAAACCUUUUCAAAGUGGUAGUCUCCGGCCCAACAAGCAACUGAGAGGUAUGAUCGAAACCUUUAAGGAAAUGAAUGAGAACAUGUGUACUGAACAUGGAGAUCAGCUCCACCUGUUCUGUGAAGAUGAUGGUCAGCUCCUCUGCUGGUGCUGUGAGCGGUCACCACAGCACAAAGGACAUGUCACUGCUUCUGUUCAAGAUGCAUGGCCAGGUUACUGGGUAAAGCUCCUAAAAGCAAUCAGCAAACUGAAAAGCACAAAAGCCGAAUAUUUGCAGCUGAAACUAGAUACAACUCGGAAAAUAAGAAGUUGGGAGAAGAAAAUAAAGCGCGAGGAAGAAAGAAUACAUUCUGAAUUUACGAAUCUUCACACAUUCCUGCACCAGGAGGAGGAGUUUUAUAUGCAUAGACUAGAGAAAGAAAAAGAGCAGAAGUUGAGCAGACUGCAGGAUAAUAUAGCCUAUAUGGAUAACAAAAUAGAGGAACUCAAUAACGGCAUCCUGGAACUGGAUAAGAAAUGUCAGUGCUCAGCACGGAAUUUACUGCAGGGUAUAAAAGACACCCUGAGCAGGGUCUCAGCUAUCAAUCUAGAAAUACCAGAGGAUGUUUCUUUGGAACUGCAUACUGUGUGCAAUGUCUCUGAGAUUCACUUAAGUGUGAGAAAAAUUUUAAAACGCCAUCAAGUCAAUGUGUCUCCUGAUCCAGAUACCAGUAAUCAAAAGUUAUUGAUUCGAUUAAAUGAAGAGAAAACUACAAUUUACCCACGAAACUUAGUGGAAUCUCAAACUUCUAAAAGAUGGAAUGACAUAAUCUGCAUGCUGGGCCAUGAGCGUUUCACCUCAGGAAGACAUUACUUUGAAGUGGAGAUGGGAGCAGGAGCAGAGGGGGCUGUAGGAGUUUGUCUGGAAAAUGUGCCAAGGGACAUUGACAUAGCACGAAAACCUCAGUCUGGAUUCUGGGCCAUCAGACAGAGAAAGAGCAAGGGUUGUUCGGCCCUUACUUCUCCCCCAACCUUCAUUCCUCUGAGGAAUCAGCCUGAAGUUAUAGGGAUUUUUCUAGACUGUGACGCUGGGAUCAUAUCCUUCUACAAUGCUACUCUUGGUUCCCACAUCUACACUUUCCCAAAGGCCUCCUUUUCUCAUGCUCUCAGACCUUAUUUUGAGGCUUAUCCAUAUUUUUCUUUGCUCUGGACUUCCUGAAGUGAUCUAGAAAAAGAAAGUCUCCUCCUAGUUAAACCAGCAUGGGAAGUUCUUGGUGAAUCCAAGAAAUUGGAUCUUCUUUAUUCCCGGCUAUUUAUCUGUAUCUAGAAUGGUAUCUCUAACAUUUGUAAUGCAUAAAAACUGUGUUCAAGUAAUGUACAUUCAGGCAGUAACACAAAAGAUAAUGAGUGUGUACUAUAGUGAAAUAA
Sorex fumeus (smoky shrew) is the source of this 1707-nucleotide messenger RNA. Its product is annotated as E3 ubiquitin-protein ligase TRIM38-like. The transcript has 7 exons. The record is from RefSeq and is a predicted model, not a curated record. The coding region runs from base 113 to 1498 and encodes 461 amino acids. Lineage: Eukaryota; Metazoa; Chordata; Mammalia; Eulipotyphla; Soricidae. Gene Ontology annotation, molecular function: protein binding; zinc ion binding.